Molecule: messenger RNA, 7706 nt
Organism: Stegostoma tigrinum
Lineage: Eukaryota; Metazoa; Chordata; Chondrichthyes; Orectolobiformes; Stegostomatidae
Product: zinc finger and BTB domain-containing protein 12-like
Exons: 2
Coding region: 212-1552 (446 amino acids)
Biological process (GO): regulation of transcription by RNA polymerase II
Molecular function (GO): DNA-binding transcription factor activity, RNA polymerase II-specific; RNA polymerase II cis-regulatory region sequence-specific DNA binding; protein binding
Source: RefSeq, a predicted model, not a curated record
GAUAUGGGAGAAAGUUUUUCUCCCAGAGCGUGGGACUUUGGAACGCUGCCUCAGAAGGCUACAGGAAGGAUGUGAUAGCGUUGAUUGGCAUAUAACAGUUCGGAUGCGAUCGCCCUAGAGAGAGUGCAGAUGUUGCCUGGCUGUAGUAAUUCCGCUGUGAAGAGAGACCAGACAAGUUGCGGUUGUUUACCUUCGAUCCCUCUGCCCAGCUAUGGCGUCCGACGACAUGGUGAGGUUUCAGUUCCCGAGCCAUGAGGUGACCAUCCUGAAGAAGAUGAACCAGCUGCGGCUGGAGGAGCGUUUCUGCGACGUGACCAUCGUGGCGGACCAGCUGCGGUUCCCGGGUCACCGGGUGGUGCUGGCCGCAUGCUCGCCGUUCCUGCGUGACCAGUUCCACAUGAACCCGUCGCAGGAGGUGCAGGUCUUCCCCAUGACCGGCGCCCAGAUUGUGCUGCGCCUGCUGCUCUCGUGCUACACCGGCCGCCUCGAGUUCCCCUUCAACGACAUCCUCGACUACCUGACGGCCGCGAGCUGCCUGCAGAUGGAGCACGUGGUCGAGAAGUGCCGCCAAUCGCUGUCGCCACGCAUCGGGCCCCGCGUGACCCCGUCCGAGGGCGUCGAGGAGGGGCCCGGCACGCCGCAGAUCGCCAGCUCGUCGGAGCGGGCACCGGACGCCGACAGGACGGCUGCCUGGGAGGCUGCGGCGGGGCCAGAAGAGAAAGUGCCAAGGCGGACGCCAGCCGAUGAUGUCGUGAAGCUGGAGUCAGAGCAGCGCUCGGAUUUCGGCGGCACCGAGGACAUCUGCAUCCACAAGGUGGAGUCGCUGGCCGACUGCAUGGAGGGUUGCCCAGAUCCGGAGGGAAAAGUGCGGGGCCCUGAGGCCGCCAACGGCCUGGAGCCCGAUCCGGGCAUCCACUCAACGGCAGGCGGCUACCCGGACGCUGGCGGCCCCCCUUACGACAUGUCGGAGGUGAUGAUCUCGGAUGAGUUCCAGGAGGAGGACUAUGAGAGCUCGGCCAGCGAGGAGUGCCGCAGCAGCGGCUUCGCCGGCAACUAUUAUCGGCCGGGAGAGGAUCACCCGCCGCUGGCAGCGCAGCAGCAGCCGCCGCCACCGCCUCCCACUGCCGCGCUGGCGGGACUGGGCGCCAAGGAAGGGGAGUCAGCACGCAGUCCCGGCCUGUGCUCAGAGUGUGGCGCACCGUUCGAGCACCGUGAGCACCUGGCCGCCCACAUGGUGGUCCACAAGCUCUACAUGUGCCUGCUGUGUGGCAAGGUGUUCAAGAAGAACGCGCGGCUGGCACAGCACAUCAACGUGCACACCGGCUUCAAGCCGUACUGCUGCGCCAUCUGCGGCCGCACCUUCACGCAGAAGCGCUCGCUCAAGGACCACAUGAAUGUGCACAACGGAGACUCACCGCACUGCUGCAACUACUGCGACAUGCGCUUCACCCACUACAGCACCCUGCGGGUCCACCUCCGGGACCAGCACGGCAAGACCACCACACGCAACAUAGAGAACAAGCCUGCCGAAAUCAGCCUGGUGGUGCCUUAGCAAUUGCUUUUACCCACCCAAACCUCUACUAACCCAGUUCCACCCCCCCCCAAUCCUCCCCUCCACUACAAUCUUCACUCUAUCAAGUCUGAAUCUCCAUCCUUCCCCACCCUAUACCCCAUUCAACUUCCCUCCCUAUCUGACCCGAAUGGCCUCCUGCCGAAAAAGAAGCACCCCCUUUUUUUAAGACAACUUCGCAGUGCAGCCAACCCGAUUAACAGCACACAGUUUUGUCCCGGUUGGCCUAUUCCAAUCAAUGGACUCGCCACCAAAUUCUUUGUCCACCUUCUGCUCUUGUCUGUCUGAGUUUUUUUAACCGACCGGCCUAACCUCACCGUUGCCCGGUUUGUUUUAUUUUGUAUGUCUCCGUGACAGGAAACACCUCUUUUGUGUAAUCUAUAUUUUUAUUGCAAAAAAAAUAAUAAUUUGUGAUUUUGGAAAGAAAAGCAGAAAUCAUUUCUUUUUAAAACCUCCUGUUGCGCGAGUUGUUAAUUUGUUAGGGAACGUAGGGCAUUGUUCCUCCCAGUGGGAUUUAUUUCACUGAGGGCUUUUAUGGUGGUCUUUUCAGUUAUCAGGGCAGGUAGUUGCCACGCAAUCUAACACUCCAUCAUAAGCACAGUUUCCAAAUCGUGCAGCCUGUACAUUAAGUUGUCGGGGUUGCUGCUGUCACUGUUAUAGCUUUUGCAAUCAGAUUUUGUUCACAGCAUUGCAAUCAAUAUUGAAGAGCCACUGACUGCUGUUUGAGUUUUUGAGGGGGUAGAGAGAUUCAAGGUCACCACUCCCCUGGACGUCAUGAAACAGAUGGAGGCCAUUCAGCCCCUAGACCGUGUCUUGCUUUUCCACAUAAUGCCUACAGUGCAGAUAUGGUAAUUCAGCCCACGGAGUCUACACUGCCCCUCUGAAGAGCAUCCCACCCAGAAAUGCCCCAACCCCAACCUCAGAACAAUGCAUGGGUUUUUAACCUCAUGGCUAAUCCACCUAACCUGCACAUCUUUGAAUGUUUACAGGGCAAUUUUAGCAAGGCCAAUCCACCUAUCCUGCACAUUGUCGCUGUGGGAGGAAACCCAUGCAAAGACUGGGGAGAAUAUGCAAACUCCACACAGUCACCCAAUGCUGGGAUUGACCCUGGAACUGAGGGAUAGCAUUGCUAAUCAUUGUGCCACCAUGACAAUCUCAUUUGAUAAGAUUGUGACUAAUUCUACGCCCAACUCCAAACAUGUGCCUUUACCCUUUAUCCUUUGAUAUCUAACUAAAACAUAUAGCUCUCAGAUUUAAGAUGAGUAAAUUAUUGAGCAUCAAUUGCCAUUUACGGAUGAGGAUACCUACUGCGACCUAUGUACCUAGAUGUAUUUCCUAAUUUUGCUUGUGAAAGGUUUAACUCUUAAUUUUUAAAUAGUGGCCCUUCAUUUUUGACUCCCCACCCAGCAGAAAUAGUCUUUUUUUUCUCUUAUCUACCUGACCUGUUGCCCUUAACAUUGUGAAAACUUCAAUCAAUUCAGCGGUAUCCCUCUGAAUUCCAGGGAAAACAUCUUUAGUUGUUGUAAAAUCUGAUGGGAUUCAACUUUCAGAGUCCAGCUAUCAUUCUGUUGAAGCUACCCUGCACUCCCAUUGUAAACCUCUAAAAGUGUGAUAUCCUGAACUCCUCACUGUUACUCUUGGUGUGCCCUAACCGGGGUCUUCUAUCGCUGAAGUAAGACUUCCAACUUUUUGUAUUCCUGUCCUCCAGAUAUAAAAGGCCUGCCUUCUUUAGCUUUUGGUUUGAUUGUUUUCUGUACUUGUUCAUGACAUUCUAAUGAGCUUCCGACCUAGGCUUUCAAGUCUCUUCAGAUCCACAUUGUUUCCAGCUUUUCACCAUCAUAGGGAAUAAACCAACAGCUCCCACGUCCAAUAGGGAAUUUAAAAAAAGACAAAUUCAGAUGCUAUAGGUGGGUAUCUAACCAAGGCUGAAGUAUCAUUUCUUCCUCUCUCAUGCCAUCUAUUAGCUUUUGAUUUGUUCUGAUCAUUUUUAGUAUCCAUCUGCUGGAUGUAAAUGAUCCAUCUAUUGAAUUUCAAAAUCCUUUGAGACUAUGUGUAAUCUCUCAGAAGCUGUUGUCUUUAAACUGGAGUUUUCCGAAUAUCAGACUUUUUAGAAUGUGUCAUGCAUUUUUUUUUAAAAAGCAUUUGUUCAAUUAAAAUUAAUGCAGCAAUUUGGCUAGAAACUGCAGCAGGUAGGAUAUGCAGAGGAGAUAUAUAGAUUGGUAUCUUGAAUGAACAAGUUAUGAGAAAAGUUUGAACAGGACUUGUUUCUAUUUGAGUUUAGAAGAGUGAGGGGUCACUUGGUUGAAGUGUAUAAGAUUCUGAACAGUUUUAACUAGGUGGACAUAAAAAAAUGAGAUGUUUCUUCUUGUGGGUGAGCCCAGAACCAGUGGACACUAUUCGAAAAUUAGGUUUGCUCAUCAAGGCAGAGAUGAGGAGAAACCUCUCUCAGAGGGUUGUGCAACUUUGGAAUUCUCUGCCUCAGGAAGCUGUCAUUGUCUUAAAAAUAUUCAGAGGUCGUUAGAUUCUUGUUAGGCAAAGCAAGAGUUGUGGGGGUAGAUGGGAAUGUGGAAAUAGAAACAAACAGAUCUGCCAAGAUCUUAUCAAAUUACAGACUAGGCUUGAAGGGCUGAAUGGACUACUUCUGUAUUCUUUCCUGGUCUGCAAGUAACAUGACCCCACCAGGUGGACCACUGGUCAAAGUAUCUGACCAGAAGUACAGCCAGUCCAAUCUUGAAGCUGAAAGGUUUUGAGGGAGUGUUAAGAGUACAUUGAUGUAACUUUCUUUGGUCUGAAGUGGGUGGCUCCCCACUUUGCCUUGAAUUCUUGAACUCUACUGCCCACAGAUGUCCCUGCUCACUUGGUCUGCUUGUUUGCCUUUGGGAAUUUCUGACCUCGUGUGCACUGCUCACUCGUUCCCAAAUUACUGUAAUCCACCAGUAACCAGAAUGUGCAGCAACAUGAAGUCUAUUAUCCAGCUUAGGGCCAUCAACCUUUUGGAAAAGUUGUGAAGAUAUCAGAGAGAAUGUGCAAGACAUUCAUAAGAAUAGUUUCAGAGAUAGGACUUUGGUUAUGUUGAAACGUUUGGAUUUUCUUUUAGGGGAGAGAAGAUUGAGGGGAGAUUUGACAGAGGUGUUCAAAAUCAUGAAGUAUUUGGAAAAACUAUAGAUGGAAGGACAUACAUCCAGAGGGCACAGAUUUAAGGUAAUUAGCAAAAGAUCCACAGUGACAUGAGAAACAACUUUUUUAUGCACAGCAAAUUAUUAGGAUCUAGAAUGCAAGAAGAGUGUGAUGGAGGCAGAUUCAAUAAUGGCUUUUAAAAUAAGUAUUUAAAUAUUUGAAUAGGAAAACAAUAUAUAGGGUCAGGAAGAAGAAUGGAAGAGAGGGACUUGGUGGUUUUCUCUUGCAGAGAGCCAGCACAGCCACAACAGGAUGAAUGUGCUGUAACCCUUCCAUGAUGCAACACUCUAUUCCUUUUCCCACCCAUUAUUAAAUAUACCGAUAUGGUUUGCGUCCCAACACACAACACUAGGGACACCAGUUGCCACAUCCUGUCAAUUGCUUAUUCUCUGUAUCCUGUAAUUUCCCCAAAUGAUCCCAGAGUGAUAUGUUUGUGAAUGCACUCUGGAAGUCAUCCACAGCAUUCAUAAUAUUAUCUACCCUAUUACUGAUCUGAUUCCUAGGUUGGUGGGACUGUUAUAUGAGUGGUGAUUAGGUACCCUGAGUUUAUAUUUAGAAGAAUGUGAGGUGAUCACAUUGAUACAUGUAAAAAGAUACAAGGAUAUCUCCCUUGUUUGGGAAGUCAGGAACCAUUGGAGGGCAGUCUUAGAAGAGAUGGACUGUUAAACAGGUUGAGACUCAUUAGAAUGUAGAAGAAUGAGAGAGGAUUUCAUUGAAACAUAUGGGAUUCUUAAGGUUUUGACAAGCUAAAUACUCUUGGGAUGUUUCUUCUCAUGGGAGAGUCUACGACAAGAAGGCAUAGUGUCAGAAUAAAGGGAUAAAAAUUUAAGGCUGAAAUAGGAAGAGCUUUUUUUCUGUCAGGAUUAUGAGUCUUUGGAACUCUUUGCUGCAGUGAACUCUGGGAGCAGUGUCCUUGUGUAUAUAUAAGGCUUAGAUAUACAGAUUCUUGAUCAGUAGGGGAAUCAAGGGUUAUGGGGAAAAGCCAGGAAAAUUGACAUGAGGAAUAUUGGAUCAACCAUUAUCCUAUUGAAUAGAGGAGCAGACUCUUGGGGCAAAAACAUUUACUCCUUGUUUUAUGUUCUCUAUAUGACUUGAGUUGAAGAGGAAUUUCUUCACUCAGGGUGGUGAAUUUUCCAUUCCAGAGGACUCUGAAUGCUUAGUCAUUGAGUAUUUUAAAGACCGAAUGGACAGAUUGCAAAAGAUACCAAGGAUUAUGGGGAUAGUGCAAAAAAUGCAUUGAGGUUGAAGAUCAGCCUUGAUCUGGUUGAACAGAGGAUCAGGCUGAAGGAUCCUAAUGACCUAUUCGUUAUCCUACAUUUCUAUUUUCCUAUUAGCUCUUAAAUUCUACUUGAUUAGAAGGACAUAUCCACUGUUAAAAAUACUGACUCUCUCAAUCCACCUCUUAUCAAGUAAACAUUCAAGCACUUCAUACCUGUAAUGAGUAGGAGCGACUUUGAGGGCAGAAAAUAUUGUAAUUUUCAGAUUGCAAUGAAAGGAGAAGUGGUAAUAACCAGAGCGGUUGUAAUGGAGAGUAUGUACUGGAGGUUGAGGCUGUAAUGAUGAAUUGUAAUGCAAAGUGUUGUGUAAAGAAGGUGGUGUUGCAAGUCUGAUGUCAUUUAUGAUGGUUAUGAUAUUGAUUUAGUAAUGGAGAUCGAGUUGUGACUUGAGGUUUCAAGUACAUUUCAUCAGGACAGUUGGAGAGGUUAGUUAAAUAAAUAGCAAAUAUAAAGCUGGUAUCGGCUUGAUGAUCAUCAAGCUACUUUGUUUAAAAAUGCUAUCCAUUCAUCAAUGUCCCAAAAGAAAGGGAAUCUCAUCUUGUUCCAGGGUGACCUACUCGUGACACCAGAUGCAUGUGGGUUCUCACUUAAAUGGUUGCAAAAAGCCACUCAGUUUGUUUCUUUCUCGGGGCGUCCAUGAAUGCCAGCAUUAUCAGCAAUUCCCAAAUCCUUUUGAUUUGAUUCAUUUAUUGUCACGUGUACCUAAGUACAGUGAAAAACAUUUUUAUGAGCUGUACAGGCAGAUCAUAGUAAGCAAGGACAUAUAGAUCAUUGGGUGAAAGAAAAACUUAAGAGGUAUACAGGUUACAAUGCGCAGGCCACUAAGCAGGAUCAACAUUAGUAAGAUCAGCAUUAUUUGAAGUUAGAGAAUCCAUUCAUUAGUCUAAUAACGGUCGGGAAGAAACUUCCUGAAACUGCUGGUGUGUGUGUCCAAGCUUCUGUACCUUUUGCCUGAUAGAAGAAGUCGGAGAGCAUUACCAGGGUGCAAUGGGUCUUUGAUGAUGUUAGUAGCUUUCCUGUAGCAACAAGCCAUGUAAAUGGAGCUCAUGGAUGGAAAGGUGACUUCUGUGCUUGUCUGGACUGUGCACACAACCUUCUGUAGUUUCUUAAGGUCUUGGCUAGUUGCCAUUCCACGCUGUUAUGCAGCUGGAUGGAAGGCUUUCAUCCGAAUAAGUUUAUGAGGGUCCUUAUAGACAUGCCAAAUUUCCUAAGCCAUCUGAGGAAGGAGGCGUUGUUUUGCCUUCUUCACUGUUGUAUCAACGUGUGAAGUCCAGGACAGUUUGUCAGUUAUCGUCGUUCCUAGGAACUUGAUGCUCUCUACCCUCUCAACCUCAGCUCCAUUGAUGUAGAUGGAGGUGUGCUCUCCUCCUUUCUUUCUGAAGUCAAUGAUCAGUUCCUUAGUUUUGCCAAAGUUGAGAGAAAAGUUGUUCUCAUUGCACUACAUCACCAAACCCAAGUGAACAUUAAGAAAGAAAGAAUUGGUAUCCAUUGCCUGCCUUGUGAAAUCAGUGAUUGGGAAAUGGCACACUGUCCUGUAACUCCAAUCAUUUUUGCUUUAUGUACACUGGGUAAAUCAGGACAAAACAGUGAUCCAUACACUCGGGGACAUUUACCUCAUGAAUCAAUGAAUGACAAACAGUGAAUGUUCACUGACACCAAUGAUUUGAUGGGAAAUCAGCAGG